This is a messenger RNA of Acanthoscelides obtectus, 10699 nucleotides long. Lineage: Eukaryota; Metazoa; Arthropoda; Insecta; Coleoptera; Chrysomelidae. The record is from the annotation of a GenBank genome assembly.
UAUUCCAGGUUUCUGCUACGGACCCAGACUGUGGAGUGAAUGCUAUGGUGAACUACACCAUCGGAGGUGAUGGAGGUGCAAUGAUCCGACCAGCUGAGUUCAAGGUCAAAUCCGAUACAGGAGAUAUAUGCAUCAGUUCGCCAUUGGACUAUGAAACAAGAAGUGUCUAUGAGUUUCCUGUUACAGCAACUGAUAGAGGAGGUCUAAGCACCACGGCAAUAGUGAAAAUCCAAGUAACUGACGUGAACGACAAUCGCCCCACCUUCUACCCUACCGAGUAUAACGUCUCUCUCAGAGAAGGCGGAGCCUCAUCCUCCGCGACCGCCCCUGUUGUGGUUGUGGCUGCAACAGAUCCGGACUCAGGACGUUUCGGUACCGUCACCUAUAAAAUAGUAGCUGGAAACGACGCUGGUCUCUUCCGUAUUGACAAAAACACUGGAGAGAUCUUCGUGAGCAGACCGAGUUUGUUGUCUUCCAGGAGUCAGCCUUACCAUCGAUUGAAUAUCAGUGCUACAGAUGGAGGAAACUUGAGGUCGACCAAGGACGCUCAGGUGUUCAUCAGCGUAAUAGAUUCUGCGCAAAGGCCACCUAUUUUCGAACACCCCCGGUAUACGUUCUCUGUUAGCGAGAAUGUUAGAAAGGAUACUGUAGUGGGGAGUGUUAAAGCAGCCAUAUUGGAAAAUGGUCACCGAAGUCAAGUGAGGUACUCAAUCUACUCAGGAGAUCCAGAUGGGUAUUUCACUAUCGACACGAUAACGGGAGCUAUAAGAACAGCGACAGCUCUGGAUCAUGAAACAAGAGCAUCAGUUCUACUCAACAUCCAGGCCUACAGUGGAGAUCCACCAGUCUACGGACACACACAGGUUUACAUCGAAAUAGAAGACGUCAACGACAACCCACCACAGUACGAAUCAUCCACAGUCCGGAUCUCAGUACCUGAAAACGUUGAAGUAGGGGCACCUCUCUACUCAGCUCAUGUUACCGACCUGGACAGCGGUUCUAAUGGAGUUGUGCGUUACAAGCUCACCAAUAACCCUCAAGGGUUAUUCAAGGUGGAUUCCAAAUCAGGAGAUCUCACCUUAUCAAGAAAGUUGGACUAUGAAACAGCGCAACGGCAUAAUCUGGUCAUCACUGCUACUGAUGCUGGAACUCCAGCAUUAUCUGCUAACCUCACUGUGCUGGUUGAGGUCCAAGACAUUAAUGAUAAUGCUCCGGUAUUUGAGAGGAAGGAGUAUUCCUUGAGCGUGAUUGAGUCUUUGCCAGUGAAUUCGCAGAUCCUCCAGUUGACAGCUAUCGACGCAGAUACAGGAAACAAUGCCAGAAUUACAUACAAACUACUUCCAUCCAAUAAUUCUGACGAUUCUGAUAUAAAGGAAAUCUUUGGUGUUUUCCCGAACAGCGGAUGGCUCUAUCUGAAAGGAUCUCUGGAUAGAGAAACUAGGUCUCAAUACGUUCUACAUGUAGCAGCUACAGAUAAUGGAACACCUUCUGAAUCUGCGACCACCAAGGUUUACAUUGAGGUUCUGGAUGCAAAUGACAAUGAUCCUGUGUUCUUCAAGGACUCUUAUGAAUUCGUCAUUGAAGAAAACCUUCCCCAAGGUUCUCAUGCGGGAAAACUACAAGCCAGGGAUGCUGAUAUUGGGGUCAAUGCCAUGAUAAGAUACAGUUUUGUUACCACCAAUACUAGCUUCAACAUCAAUCCUGUAACAGGCGAGAUUACCACAAAGGUAAUGCUAGACCGCGAAGAAAAGCAAGUCCACGACCUAGUAGCUGAAUCCAGAGACCAAGGCACCCCAUCACGCAGCACUAGAGUGGCUGUGAAGAUCUUCGUCUCUGACGUUAACGACAAUGCUCCAAAGAUCGUGGACCCUCAAGAAGACGUGGUGAGUGUCAGGGAAGAACAACCACCAGGGACUGAAAUAGUGAGGAUCAAAGCUGUGGAUGCAGACAAUGGGAACAAUGCUUCCAUUACUUAUUCGAUCGUACACAACAGGGACUCGGACAGCAAUGGGGUCUUCAGUAUUGAUCCAGUUACUGGGGUAGUGAAGACCAGAGUGGUGCUUGAUCACGAGGAGAAGACCAUUUAUCGACUGGUUAUAGCUGCUACUGAUGGUGGACAUCCGCCAAAAAAGGUUCUCCACAUGCUGAGAGUGGAAGUCCUGGACCUAAACGACAACCGUCCAACCUUCACCAGUUCAAGUCUGGUGUUUCGUGUCCGGGAAGAUGUGAAGAUUGGCCAGGUCGUCGGCUCAGUAGCCACUAUGGAGCCAGAUAGAGAAAACUCCAUAGCUGGAAGCAGUGGUAGUUACGUCACCUACACCCUCACUUCCCUUAUGUCUGAUGUGAUUGGAGAUGCUUUUGACAUUGACCGCAGCACAGGGUCCUUGGUGGUAGCCAGGGAACUGGACAGAGAAGCUCAAUCCGAGUACCGGUUGCAAGUCAGGGCCUUGGAUACCAGUGCUAUGAACAACCCUCAGAGCAGUGCGAUCACUUUGAGAGUGGAUAUUGCCGAUGCAAAUGAUAAUGCACCCAAGUGGAAAGAAGAUCCUUUGACGAUUACUAUCAAUGAGAAUGCUGAGGUUGGGUCUUCGAUCUACAACCUCAGCGCUACUGAUGCUGAUAGCAGUAGCAAUGGAGAUAUCAGGUACAGCUUGGUAUCCCAAUACCCACCUGGCAAUACUUUCAACGUGGAUUCUCUUACUGGCACUCUGGGACUUUCAUCUUAUCUAGACUUUGAAACAGUUCAAGAGUACACUGUCAUCGUGAAAGCCACCGACCAAUCCUUGAACAUAUCAGAAAGACUAAGCACAUCAUUGACUAUAAGAGUAAUCGUCUCAGACUACAAUGACAACGCUCCAAAAUUCGUGGUUCCCACAACAGCAUUUAUCAGUGAGUCAUUGGUAAUCGGAAAUACCAUUGCAAGGCUGGUGGCCAUUGAUAUGGACAAUGGAGAUAACGGAAGAGUCUCUUACAUAAUCUCUGGAGGAAACGAUGCUGGAAUAUUCUCUUUGGGAUACGAUACAGGGAUAUUGACUCUUGCGAAACCACUGCCCAGUCAAAAGUCGUUCUUUCUUAACAUCACAGCCAAUGACCAUGGGACUCCAACGAAGAAAGCGAAUAUGGAUCUGAAACUGCUGGUUCAGACAGGGUCAAAUACUCCACCGAAGUUUCUUGACUCUCAGUAUAUUGCUAGCGUGUCCGAAGAUGUUUCUGUUGGAGCUGUAGUCACCAAAGUGAAUGUAAAGUCUAAUAUUGCUUCUAACGGUAAUUUGACGUUCAUCAUCCCACCGGGCAUAGCAGAUGAUACAUUUUCCAUCAUUUCUCCUAGUGGAAACAUCAUCACCAAAAAACAACUGGACAGGGAAACAACAGAAAUAUACUUCCUUCCAAUCUACGUAGCAGACCCCACACAUUCAACUACACUCUUCGACAUGAGCAGUCUAGUGAUCAAGGUCACAGAUGUCAAUGACAACCAACCUGCCUUCCAGCCAGAUUCCUGCUAUAGACUGUCCAUUCCUGAAAAUAGUGAAACUGCUGUGGUACAUACAGUGAUCGCCCACGAUGCUGACGCCGGAUUCAAUGGAGAGGUGUCUUACAACAUCAUUGGUGGAAAUGCGGGGAACAAGUUCAGCAUUGAUGGAAAGUCGGGGGAACUUACUGCUAAGUCGUUGGACAGGGAGUCAGUAUUCAGGUACACCUUAACCAUCACAGCUCGAGAUCAUGGCAGUCCAUCAUUACAAAGCAUCUGCAACCUCACCAUCUCCGUAGAAGACCAAAAUGACAACGAUCCAAAAUUCGAUAUCUCCAAAUACUCGAUCAUGAUUCCUGAAGACACUCAAGUGGAUACGUCGGUCUUGAAGGUACACGCUUCGGAUGCUGAUAUUGGAAUCAACGGACGAAUCAUCUACUCCUUGGCCAAUGAGAGUCAUUGGCUCUUUCGGAUUGAUAACAAGACUGGUGUCAUUACCACCACUGGGUUGUUUGAUAGGGAACGACAGUCAUCCUACAGUUUCCUGGUAGUUGCAACGGAUGGAGGCAAAUACAACGCAAGAUCGCACGUUGUUCCUGUAACAGUAAUCUUAACAGAUAUCAAUGACAAUAAGCCCAUCUUCACAAGGUACCCUUUCAGAGAAAAAGUUGUGGCUUACAUACAACCUGGCCAAACUAUCCUUACUGUAUCAGCCAAAGACCAAGAUGAAGGUAUCAAUGCCGAGAUAGUAUAUAGCUUAGUACCUGACGGUAACCAUGACAAGUUUAGGCUUAAUCCUAACACAGGUACCUUAACAGCAACCCAAUCUUUGGCUGGGAGUAUCGGAAAGGUCUUGUAUCUCAAUAUUUUGGCAACGGAUAAAGGAAAUCCUUCCAAAAGCUCAACAGGAUUGGUGGAGAUUGUAGUAGGAGACAUACCACCUGGAUCACCUCAGCUCCAGUUCCAAAAUAGCACGUAUUUGGUUACUGUGCCAGAAAAUACUGAAAGGUUCCGAGAUAUUCUUCAAGUUUCAGCACUUAGAUCUGAUGGAAGAAGGCAGAAGAUCCUUUACUCAUUCGGAACAGGAAAUGAAGAUAACAUCUUCGUCUUGAACUCCAAAACAGGGAUGGUCCAAGUUAGUGAGCCUUCAAAGUUGGACUACGAGCUACACAAGGAACUGCAUUUGGUGGUAGAAGCUAGGACCGAAGGAAACCCGGUACUUCAUGGGUACUGUAAGAUCACAGUGAAGUUGGUGGAUGAAAAUGAUAACUCUCCGAAGUUUACUCAACCACAGUAUACGUCUAGUGUUUGGGAAGGAAAUACCAAAGGAGCUUAUGUGCUGCAAGUUGUCGCAUUUGAUGCUGACGAAGGUGCGAACUCUAGAAUCCUUUACCACAUAGUCGACGGCAACCACGACAACGCCUUCAAGAUCGAACCAGCAUUCAGUGGUACCCUCAAAACCAACAUAGUACUUGACAGAGAGAUAAGAGACACCUACAGACUAACUGUCAUAGCCACAGAUGAAGGCGUGCCACAAAUGACAGGCACUGCGAGGAUCCAGAUUAACGUGGUUGACGUGAACGAUAAUCAACCAACAUUUCCACCUCACAGCAUCAUUACUGUCAAAGAAGAUACUCCAGUUGGUACUGUGUUGACCCUAGCUACUGCUAAUGAUGUUGAUAGUUAUCCUCCUCUAACGUAUUCUUUCUCAAAGGACAAUGCCAAGAAAGAUCUGAGCUAUUUCAAUAUAGACAGGUUCAGUGGGAAAGUGAUCCUAAAGGAAAAACUGGAUUAUGAGUCUUGGGAAGAAUGCAAGAUCAAGAUUGAGGCAUCAGAUUCCGCACACGUUGCUCAAACUACCCUUACGAUCAAGAUCAUGGAUGUGAAUGACAACCCACCUGUGUUUUCGCAGAAGACGUACCAAAUUAACUUACCAGAAGGAGACUCCUCUGCGAUCUCAACCAUAUUAACCUUGAACGCAACAGACGCAGAUACCGAAGAAAAUGCAAACAUCAAGUUCUCUCUUGUCAAUCCACAACCUGGAUUCUUCAUAGAAGAAUCUUCUGGAACGUUGAGAGUCAACAUGUCAAACAUCACUGGACUUACUGAAGAUAUACUACUGACUGUCAAAGCUACUGACAGUGGGUCUCCGUCUUUACACUCCACGGUACCUGUCAGGGUCAAAGUGAAUGGACAAUCUGGUACUGGAGUAACUACAGUCAAUAAGAUGGACUACAAAGUGAACGUGGCAGAAAACACCACCAAAGGCACUACAGUGAUCCACUUGGCCAAACCAUCAGGUCAACAAUUCUCUAUAUUCAGCAUCAUAGAAGGAAACGAGGAUGGCGUGUUUGAAAUCACAAAUCCAUCUGGUGCUUUGAUCCUUGUAAAAACUUUGGAUCGCGAGCUUCAGGAUCACUUUUACCUCAAAAUAUCCUCUGAUAUGUCUUCCUCUUCCAUAAUGCAUGUGAAGGUAUAUGUGGAUGACUCCAAUGAUAAUGCUCCGAUUUUCCAGCAGUCUGAUUAUGAAAAAAGCAUCAGUGAAGGCUCACCUGUCUCAUCAUCUAUAGAGAAAAUAGUUGCUACUGAUGCUGAUAUGGAAGAAACGCUUAAUUCAGAAGUCGGAUAUGACAUAACCUCAGGAAACGAUGAGGGUUGUUUUAGACUGGACUCAAGCACUGGUGUGUUGUACGUGAACAAAACGUUGGAUUACGAUAAAGGACCAACGGAAUACAAUUUGGUGAUCAGAGCUUGCGAUAGAGGGGUCCCAUCUCUUUGCACGCUCACCAACUUUUUGGUGGUGCUUCAUGAUGAAAACGAUAAUUACCCCACGUUCCCUGUCUCUGAGUAUUUGGAGUUUGUUGGUGAAAAUGAGCAAAUUGGUACAGUUGUCUUCACAUCUCAUGCUACUGAUCUGGACAAAGGCUACUACGGAGCGGUCAACUACUCCAUAGUUAACUCUAACAAUAUGGAUAACGCCUGGAAGCAAUUUCAUAUAGACGCUAUGACAGGACUAGUGACAACAGCUGCUGUAUUUGACUAUGAACAGAGAAACAGAUACAGCUUCGUUGUAAGAGCUACAGAUAUUGGAGGAAAAUCUUCAACAGUAAAAGUCAGAAUAGAAAUAGAGGGAAAAGACGAGUUCCACCCUCAAUUCACUGAAAGGACUUACAGAUUCACCAUGCCAACUUCAGUCGCCCUUCCUUUAGGAUACAUCGUUGGUAGGGUAACAGCUACUGAUAGAGAUAAAGGCCCUGAUGGAAGAGUAGUGUACCAACUUACCCCUCAAGACUCGUUCUUCAAAGUUAACCGCACCACAGGAGACAUUCUAUUGAAGAAGAAGUUUGACACCUCUGAGGUAUUGAUCAGUCUGGUGAUCACAGCGAGCUCGGGAAGGCAAGGCUCUUUGUCGAACAUGACCGUUGUGGAGAUUGUAGCUGAUCCACUAGCAGAUCCUGGUACCAAUCUGGCCAUUAAUAGAGAUGGGACAGUUGCUGCGGCGAAUGGAGGUAUUGCAGAUUGGGCUCUGGGAUUGGUGAUCUCUCUCAUACUGUUGAUAAUCACUUUUGGAGCUGUGUUCGUGUUCCUUCAUAUGAGGAACAAGAGGAAUAAGAAAGUCAACAAGCCUAAUUUGGGGCCAGAGACGGUGUCGAGCUCUAAUAACUAUGUGGAUCCGAGUUCCUUUGACACCAUUCCAAUCAGGGGUGGCGUAGCCCAACUUCAAGUAGCUAACAACCAAUUCGCUCCCCCCAAGUACGAUGAGAUCCCUCCCUAUGGUGGAGGACACCCUGCAAGCUCCAACUCAGGAGCUGCAACCACUUCCGAACUUUCUGGGUCCGAGCAAUCAGGGUCCAGCGGUAGAGGUUCUGCUGAAGACGGGGAAGAUGGAGAGGAUGAAGAGAUCAGGAUGAUCAACGAAGGACCUCUUCAAAGGGACUCUGGGAUUCACAGACAAAAUGAUGAAGAAGAUAAUAUGUCCGACAUGUCAGUUCGGAAUACUCAGGAGUACCUUGCUAGGUUAGGAAUAAUCAACAAUAGCAGUGGCAGUAGCCAUCCUCAAAGUAGUACUAGGAUGAGUACCGAUCCCAGAGCAGGGAGCAGUAAGGAGGGAUUACAUCAACACCAAGGUGUUCCUUUAGACAGCCUGAACAUCUUCGACGAAGAAGUGGGCAACGAGAACGACAUCACAAACCUGAUCUACGCCAAGUUGAACGACGUAGCGACCAGCGAUCGCGCCAGUUCGACUGAUGAGUGCGCAGGCGUGAACGGGACCCCCAUGGGACCCCCGAACAUGGAGCACGUAAUGAAUAUGAGCGGGUACUCAGACGUUGUACCACCUGUCACUCAUCAGCCUUCCAUGAACGGUUCGCUGAGCUCCAUCGUGCAUAGCGAGGAGGAGUUAGCAGGUAGUUACAAUUGGGACUACCUGUUGGAUUGGGGGCCACAGUACCAGCCCCUGGCACAUGUGUUCUCUGAGAUUGCAAGACUGAAAGACGAUACAGCGUCUGUACACAGCGGGGCAAGUGGCACGUCAAGUGUGAAGAGUAAAAACUCUGGUGCCAAGAAUGCCCCACCACCACUGAUCACUAGUGUGGCACCCAGGGCAAUCGCAAUGCCAGUUCUAAGUACCAGAGGGGGUGGUGGUGGACACCAAAUGAUGAUGCUGCCUAGAUCCCCCAUAAACCACGACGUAAGUGGCACCUCGUUCAACGCAGCGGCCGCAAUGUCGCCCAGCUUCUCCCCUUCUCUCUCUCCAUUGGCUACCAAGUCGCCGUCGAUAUCACCAAUGGUGACACCCGGUUUGCUCAGCUCCCACCACGCCAUGUCCAGGCAAGGUGGUCAAAAUAGGAACAAAUCAGUUGUGGACGCUGAGCUCAGGAUAUGAAGAUAGUGUGUGUUAAUAGCGCGAUAAGGGCCGCUGGGUUAUCGGAAAAUGUUUCAUAGUAACUGCGUAUGAUCUAGGGUUCGAUAGGUCCCUUUAUUGUAUGGUAGCAGGCUUAAAGUACAAUACACAAGCGGGCGAUAUAAAAUUAAUAUGCAGACUGUUUUAGAAAAACUUCUAGAGUAUAAAGUAGAUCAAAAAAUAACACUGAAAGUUCUCAUAGACAUGGGUUCUAAAAUCCUCCCUAACAGAGAAGAUUCUUUUCUGAAAUCGAAAAAAAAUGAUACCUUCUGGAGGCUGAGCAUAUGUACUGCUGUUGAGUACAUAGGGAACUAGGAUCUAGAUGCUCAUUCUCUUACUUGCGCUAAAUCGGUUAGUCGAAUCGUUUGAAUUGACUAAUGAGCGUCAAGCUGUCUGAUCUCACUCUCGAGCCAAACAUAUCCAUAGUAAAGUCGAACUAGGAUACUGGGCGAAAAUAAUGCUGUUGCAAUUAGGAGAGUCAUCCUAUCACCCCAUAGCAUUACUUGAAACUAUUAACGUGUUUUGUCAUUAUGCAGUCUCAUGAAUGGCAUAGAACACCCCAUAUCUUGAUAACGAGGUAUUUCAGGCCAUAUGUUCACAUGGACGUUUUUCGUUAUUUUUGAUGUACUUUCUGCUCUUAAAGUAUUGCCACCUUUUUCUGAAAUAUUCUGUAUAACUAUUGGUCUCCAGGAAAAAAGAUUAAGGGAAUCGGAACAGUUUCCCAUAUUCCCAUAGAAUGUAAGGGUAUUUGCCAUUAUCGUGUCCGUGCUUGUGUAUUAUGUAUCAAGAUCUAUCCUUGUUCAUCGGUCACUUCAAGACUUAAUACUUUUUAAGGUGAAAUUAUGCCCCUUUGUCACUAUGGCAAUUUUGUAGAAGUGCAAAUUAUAGGAACGGUAAGUACCAGGAGAAACUACGGCAUGAUAUUUUGUGUUGUAGAGACGCCCCGAAGCUUGACGCCUGGAGUACCAGCGGUGCUUUGACAGGGUUGCCAUGUUGGGGGAGUUUUCCCCAAAUGUGGGGAUUUUUUUGAGGAUAUAAUGUUCUGAGGGAAAUCACACGUUUCGCGCGUUUAGAUUAAUGAACUUUAAUUUUAGGGACUUCGAAAAAUAGCGAUUCUGUGGGAUUUUUUGUGCUUAUUCUGGCAAAAUCCUGUCCGACCCUUCUGGAAACGCUGUGCUUUGGCAGAUCCCUCAUGAGCAUACUUUCCCAAUAGUCUAUAGUCCGGGCGCUUGAAUCAAUAGGUAUCUGUUUUUUCUCUUUGUUAAAAAGACUUGAUUUUUAUGAAUAAUAAGUAAUAGGAUAGAUUACAGCGGCGUUGCCUGGCAAAGGCAACCCUGCUGAUCUGUUGCAACAAACACGUGAUUUUCAGACUCCUUUUAUUGGUUCAAUCGGAACGGCAACGGCAGAAAGUUAAAGUUCCAUCAAGUUUAGUCGCAGCGUUGCGGAUAAACUCUUGUUUAUAAACAGUUUAACAUCGAUCACAUAAUUCAGGUUCUGCGUUACGGGGACGUUAUGACAGUGCUGCGGAAGGCCAGAGUUUAUGAAUCGAACUUUAACAGCAUGCCGUAUGAUUUGUCAUUUUUUGGAGGAGAGAAUUUAUUUGAAAGACACCGCAUAUCAUCCGCAGACCCAGUGCCCUUCAUAUUUUACCCUUAGGUUAUAUUUCGUGAUUUGGCUGUGCAACAAAUACAGACUGAUAUUUCUUAUUGUGGACAUUUCUUUGUGUAAUUAGUGUGUAAAUAUAUUUUGUAAUGCUCACAGAGGUAGUGUUUUCUCUACCUGCCAUUUUUAGCCAUAGAUAAUUAGCUGUGUCAAACACAUUAAGUAAAAAUAGAUGGACGGAGAUAAAACAAAAAACAAACUAGUGAGAUUGAAUAACGGAUAUAAAAAUUAACAUGAUUUAAUUUUUUUUUUUGAGGUAACAUGAGUCAAAGUAUACCGGAAGUCACACAACACUAAAAUUGACCAUAAAAAAUACUUCACAGAAGUAGCUACUAUUCAAUAUCGUUCCCAAAAAUUAAUUUUAUUUUAUUUCUGAAAGCAGAAAAAUACUUUCCAUUCAAAGGAAAUAUUUUUCUGAUUGAGGGAGCACAAGCAUGUUAAUUCUCGUCUAUCUAUUUUUCUUCGCAUAUAUGCAAACAGUUGAGUAAAUUAUUGAAAAUGGAAUGUAAAUAUUGUAAUUUUUCUUAAUCCUUGUACGUAUUUUUAAAUUAUUCGAAAUAAAAAUUUAACUGAUUUGUAUCGAAAAAUCUUAACUGACGUGUAUAUGUAUUUUUUAAAAAGAACUGAAUGUAACGAUACAAUCGCAAUUGUAAAAAUGUACAAAC